Molecule: messenger RNA, 2053 nt
Organism: Drosophila virilis
Lineage: Eukaryota; Metazoa; Arthropoda; Insecta; Diptera; Drosophilidae
Product: ATP-binding cassette sub-family G member 5
Biological process (GO): transmembrane transport
Cellular component (GO): ATP-binding cassette (ABC) transporter complex; plasma membrane
Molecular function (GO): ATP binding; ATPase-coupled transmembrane transporter activity; ATP hydrolysis activity
Source: RefSeq, a predicted model, not a curated record
UUGUGCGCUCAAUUGGUUUAGACGUGUGCACGGUUAUUAUUAUAUUUUUUUUUUGCCACUGCGAGUUCUUUGAGCCGCUCUUCAACGGCGUACAGCGUGUGAGGCAUAGAGCAGAAGAACAACAAACAAAGCUGUUUCUGAAGAGUUAUUUUCGUUUUUGGCUAUGAAAAUGAUUGGCAGCGAUUACGUACUGGAAGCACACAACAUAUUCCACACCACCGAGGUUGACGGUGGUGGCUGCUUCAAUGGUGCCGGCAACUCGGCGCUGGUGCUCAAAGGCGUCAACCUUACCGUGCACAGUGGUGAGGUGAUGGCCAUUCUGGGCUCCAAGGGGAGCGGCAAACGCGCAUUGCUAGACGUCAUAGCCAGGCGCGCAGAUGGCGCCACUCGUGGUCAGGUGCUGCUCAAUGGAUCGCCGCUGAGCAAGGCGCUGUUCCAGCAACGCUGCGGCUAUGUAACCCAAUCCUGCACCUUUGUGCCCGGCCUGACAGUGGCCCAGACACUACACUAUACGCCCACCAUUCUGGGUGGAUAUUUGAAGAGCUCCAAGGUGCGUCAGGUGCUGGCAGAUCUGGCGCUCUCGCAGGUGGCCCACAAGCGUGUGGAGUACCUGAACAUCAGCGAGGCCAGACGCCUGGCCAUUGGCAUACAGCUGGUCCGAGAUCCGGUCAUGCUGCUGCUGGAUGAGCCCACGCAGGGCCUGGAUCCAUUGAGCGCCUAUCUGCUCAUCUCCAUACUCUCGAAUACGGCCAAGAAGACGGGCUGCGGCAUUUUGUUGUCGCUGGAGAAGCCACGCUCCGAUGUCUUUCCCUUUUUGGAUCGUGCGCUGUUUUUGUGCCUGGGCGGAGUUGUCUACUCGGGCGGCACUCGAGCCAUGUUGGAGUACUUUCAUGCCAUUGGUUUUCCCUGUCCCCAGUUGGAGAAUCCGCUCAUGUAUUAUCUGUGCCUCUCCACUGUGGAUCGUCGCAGUCGCGAUCGUUUUCUAGAGUCCAGCCAACAGAUUGAGGCGCUCGUGGAGCGCUUCUCCAGAGAAACACCCAUUUCCGAUGCCUCGCUGAACAACAUGGGCUCGGGCAAGGUUCCACUGGCCUAUGGCAAGCCCGGUGAACUCAAAGUUUGGAUCAUGCUCUAUUUAAAACUCCUGGCCUCCACCUUUUCGUGUGGUGUGGUCGGUAUGAAGACGCUCUUCCUCCGUUUGCUGGUCCUGCCCAUAGCCAUGGCCAUAUUGUGGGCCUUCUACACGAAUCUCGGCGAUGAUGCGAGUGGCUUCUUUACCCGAAAUGGCUUGAUACUGAAUAUACUUGGUCUGUCCUAUGGCUGCGGCAUUUUGGCCACCAUAUCUUUAUUUCCCAUUUGGCGCAAAAAGUUCUCCCAGGAUACACCGGAGGGUCUCUAUUCGGGCACCACGCUGCUCGUUGCCUACAAUUCCGUUUCCAUACCCUUCUCAGCGGUCUCUGCAGUCUUGGCGAGCUGUGUUGUCUACCCCUUGCUACUGGAUACCAAGUUCAAUAAUGGCACCGUUUUUGCCUAUCUCUUUGUGGCACUAUGGUCCAGCUUUGUCCUGGCCGAACAGAUGAGCAUAUCGUUUCUGCUGGUGGUGAAGGUGCCCUUCAAUGCAGCCAUUGCAGUGACCUAUGUGCUGGUCAUAAGCAUUGCCUUAGCCAGUGGCACCGUGCGCUCCUUUAAGGGCUUGCAGCCCUGGCUGCAGGACAACACUAAGGGCACGCACACACGUUACGCCUCCUCGCUGCUGCACAGCAUCGCCUUUCAGACGCGCAAGCUGAACUGCACGCCCACCGCCUCCGUGAUUUGCCCCAAGCCAGCGGACUUUAUGCACGAACGCUUGGGCCUGCCCGAUCCAGAUGAAACUAUUGAUGUGGCUGCGUCCUGCGCUUUUGCUGUGGGCUUGGCUGCCUUCAAUAUGCUGCUUUAUUUAUUCCCAAUGCCGCGCUGCGUGCGUCAGAAAUUUAAAGACUAAGCGCCGCAAUUUUAACUGCAUUGCACACAUUUUAACUAAUUUAAUUUAUAUGCUUUAAGAUAAACUAAACUAAAA